This is a messenger RNA of Mangifera indica (mango), 1255 nucleotides long. RefSeq names its product ras-related protein RABC2a-like. The transcript has 6 exons. The record is from RefSeq and is a predicted model, not a curated record. NCBI's taxonomy places the organism in Eukaryota, Viridiplantae, Streptophyta, Magnoliopsida, Sapindales, Anacardiaceae. Gene Ontology annotation, molecular function: GTP binding; GTPase activity. The coding region runs from base 201 to 842 and encodes 213 amino acids.
AAAUGAUAAGCGGUACCCGCCAAACCCCACCAUUGUCUGAACUUGGAGCCUGAGGAAGUUUCUUCAUUUGCUUUCAUUUCUUGUUUUGUAUGAGAAGAGAAAAGCACACGACGCUGAAGUUUGAACAACAGGAGAAGAAGCUUUAGUUUCAUGUUUUUGUUUCAAUAGAAUUGGUUGAAGAAUUGAAUAAGAAAUUAAAAAUGGAUUCUUGUUUAAUAGGGAAGAGCCAGAGUUAUGACUACUCGUUCAAGAUUUUGUUGAUUGGUGAUUCGGCUGUUGGAAAGAGUAGUCUUCUCCUCAGUUUCUUCUCCAACACUGUUCAGGAUCUUUCCCCCACAAUUGGUGUGGAUUUCAAGCUCAAGCAGAUCACUAUUGGUGGGAAAAGCAUGAAACUUACAAUUUGGGACACUGCUGGACAGGAGAGAUUUGGCAUACUAACAAGCUCUUACUAUAGAGGUGCACAUGGAGUUAUUCUUGUUUAUGAUGUAACACGAAGAGAAACCUUUAAUAAUUUGUCAGAUAUAUGGGCAAAGGAAGUAGAGCUUUACUCCACCAAUCAUGAGUGUGUCAAAGUUGUUGUGGGAAAUAAAGUUGACAGGGAUAGUGAUAGGGCUGUUAGCAGAGAGGAGGGAAUGGCUCUUGCUCAGAAGUAUAAAUGUUCAUUUCUUGAAUGUAGUGCCAAAACUAGAGAGAAUGUGCAGCAAUGCUUUAAAGAUCUCAUAUAUAAGAUUCUAGAGGUGCCCAGUUUACUGGAAAAAGGAUCUUUAGCAGUGAAGAAACAGUGUUUGAAAGACAAACAAAUCUACCAGGCACCUCGUGGUGGUGGGGGUUGCUGCUCUUGAAUCAUAUGCUUCAACACAAGUUAUUCAAUACAAAUCAUACAACCCACGGAAUCAGCAUAAAAAUGCCCCUGCUAUCAGUUCAGCUACAACUGGAAUGUUCGACAUUUCCAAUUAUACUUCACAGUCAGUUUGUGUAGAUAAUUGUAUGUUGUCAUAAAGGUUUUGAGGAGUACUUAUAGUUGCUCUUAUGUGGGACUGAGGGAUUCAAUUUUUUUUUCCCACCUCGUGUACGUCUGUUUCUUUCACUUUCCUAAUUUUUGUAUUUGUAAAAUCUACUUCAUUGUUAAGACUCAGCAUUAUACUUGGAUCUGCCACAUACCUUAAAUGCAGAUGUUGGGGUGAAUAAUGUCCUGCUGUAAUAUAGAUGUGCAAUGUACUGUGGUUUAAUUGAAGGGAAUCGUUUGAUACCGGAA